Molecule: messenger RNA, 2226 nt
Organism: Petromyzon marinus (sea lamprey)
Lineage: Eukaryota; Metazoa; Chordata; Hyperoartia; Petromyzontiformes; Petromyzontidae
Gene: SLC10A7
Product: solute carrier family 10 member 7
Cellular component (GO): plasma membrane
Source: RefSeq, a predicted model, not a curated record
ACGAAACAACAACCACCACGAAACAACCAUCAACAACAACCUACAACAACAGCCACCACCACCAAGAAACAACCACAACAACCACCACCACAAGAAAACCACCACCACCAACAACAACCUCCACCACCAAUAACAACAACAACAACCACCGCGACAAGGAGGAGCGAGAGAUGUCAGCAGCGUGAUCACCACGCAGGAGGCGCGCCGAGGAGGAGGCGGAGGCGGCGGCGAGGUUGGAGGGCGCGCGGCGCGAGACGUUCCCCGCGACGUGGACGACUCUCGCGGUCGACUCGAGUUAAAGUCGCCCCCAAGUCGCCCCCAAGUCGCUCGCGGCGAGCGGCAAACGCCGCGCGGAACGCGGACCGAGUCGAGUUGGCCCAGCGACAGAGCGGAGAGAGCUGCGGCGGCGGCGGCGUCUGGGGGGAGGGUGCCCCCGGCACCGAGGGGGUGAUUCGCAAGGGGUAAAGGCGAACCCGCAGGGGACCCCAGGGCCACCGAACCCGCAGGGUACCCCAGGGCCACCGAACCCGCAGGGACCCCGGGGCCACCGAACCCGCAGGGGACCCCAGGGCCACCGAACCCGCAGGGACCCCGGGGCCACCGAACCCGCAGGGGACCCCAGGGCCACCGAACCCGCAGGGACCCCGGGGCCACCGAACCCGCAGGGGACCCCAGGGCCACCGAACCCGCAGGGACCCCGGGGCCCGCGGAGGGGAGGAGGGGGCGAGGCCGCCAUGGGCUUGCUGGACAAGCUGCGCAAGGAAUGGUUCCUCAUCGGCAUCGUCGCGGCCAUCGGCCUGGCGCGGAUGGAACCGAGCAUCGGCGUCAAGGGCGGGCCCCUGAAGCCGGAGGUGACCAUCACCUACGUCGCCGUCUCGGCCAUCUUCUUCAACAGCGGCCUCUCGCUCAAGACGGAGGAGCUGACGAGCGCCCUGCUGCACGUGCGGCUGCACAUGCUGGUGCAGGGCUUCACGCUCGGUUUCUUCCCGCUCGCCGUGUGGCUGCUGCUGCGGCUGCUGGCGCUCACGGGACUCAACCCAUGGCUGCUGCAAGGGUUGCAGGUGGUGGCCUGCAUGCCCCCGCCGGUCUCCUCCGCUGUCAUCCUCACCAAGGCCGUGGGGGGCAACGAGGCUGCGGCGAUUUUCAACUCGGCGUUCGGGAGUUUUCUGGGCAUCGUGGUGACGCCCCUGCUGCUGCUGAUGUUUCUGGGCUCAUCGUCCGCCGUUCCGUUCACCUCCAUCUUCUUCCAGCUCUUCAUGACCGUGGUGGUGCCACUCGUCAUCGGCCAGGUGGUGCGUAGCCGCGUGCGUGAGUGGAUGGAGCGGCGGCAGCCUCCGUUCGGUGCCGUGAGCAGCGUGGUGCUGCUGGCGAUCAUCUACAGCACGUUCUGCGACACAUUCGCCCGGCCAGACACGGCGCUCGAGCCCGCCAGCCUGCUCGCCGUCGUCACGCUGGUCCUCCUCAUCCAGCUCAGCUUCAUGUUGCUCACCUUCAUGAUCUCCACCAGGGACGGUUCGAGCUUCACUCCGGCCGACACGGUCGCCAUCGUCUUCUGCUCGACCCACAAGUCGCUGACGCUCGGUGUGCCCAUGCUGAAGAUCGUGUUUGCGGGGAUGCCGCAGCUGUCGCUCCUCACCGUGCCGCUGCUCGUCUACCACCCGACGCAGAUCCUGCUGGGCGGCCUGCUCGUUGGCACCCUGCGCCCCUGGAUGCUGUCACGGCAGCGGGGCCAGUCUCUGCGGCUACCCAGGCUGCUCCCGUGACGGUGCCACGGAGGCCCCGGUAGUGCCGGGGCGCGUUUUGGCCUGCGCCCGUUGCCACCUCCGCUUGCCGGGGGCGCAAACACACGAGAGGAACUCGUGGGUGCCGCGGCUGCUCCUCACCGCCCUCCAACGCGACUUUGGCACCAGCUCCGCUCUCCUGGCACGCGCCCACACACCUGCUGAGCGGGUGGCACGGAGUUUGGGGGGCGACGGCGCUCAACAGCCUCGGUCGGAGCCUGGGCCCGGUGACCCACGCCUCUCAAACACCGCACGCACGUGGGGGUGAGAGCAAGCCCGUGGGGUUGUGGUGAAGGUGGGGACGUUUGGUGGUGUUGGUGGUCUGGGUUUCGCAGCUGUAUUGUGGCCGUUAUUUGGAGGGUGUUUUACCCGUGGUCGUUAUGCGGGGAGGUGGAUGACUCGGAGACGAGAAUGCGAUUAAACCGACACGGAGAGGUUUCCUUUA